This is a messenger RNA of Oreochromis niloticus (Nile tilapia), 3015 nucleotides long. It is a transcript of the gene cdh26.1, whose product is annotated as cadherin 26, tandem duplicate 1. Bases 71 to 2512 code for a protein of 813 amino acids. The transcript has 19 exons. Gene Ontology annotation, biological process: cell-cell junction assembly; cell-cell adhesion mediated by cadherin; homophilic cell-cell adhesion. Lineage: Eukaryota; Metazoa; Chordata; Actinopteri; Cichliformes; Cichlidae. Gene Ontology annotation, cellular component: catenin complex; plasma membrane; adherens junction. The record is from RefSeq and is a predicted model, not a curated record. Gene Ontology annotation, molecular function: calcium ion binding; cadherin binding; beta-catenin binding.
ACUCUCCUAGUCAAGCUGUUUUUGAAACUCAGAGCACUCCAGCAGAGGAUAUCAAGGAGUGUCGAGCAAGAUGAGGAUCUCCCUUUUUCUGUUGGUUGCUGCAGCAGCCGUGGCAGAUUGUUAUGGUAGCAAGUACAGCAGCCCUUCCAAAAAGGAUCUCCUGGUGCGUUCCAAAAGAAGAUGGGUCUUAUCUACAAUUGAAUUAGAAGAAGAAAAGGACGCACGGUACCCCAUAGAGAUUUCACAGAUGUAUAAUGACAAGAUUCAGGGGAAAGCCUUUAGGUUCCUUGUAAGUGGUGAAGGUGUGCCGGACGUGUUUACCAUCAAUGAAAGCACCGGAGCCGUCUAUGCACAUAAAAAAGUGGACAGGGAGGAAAAGCCCCUUUAUCAUAUUAACUUUGAUGUCUUGGACAGAAAUACAGGUGAAAAACUAGACCGCGAACUAGCAUUUGAUGUUGAAAUACAAGACAUAAAUGAUAAUCCACCCAGGUUCUCUCUUCCUGAAGUAACAGUUGAUGUAAAGGAAAAUAUACAAGCAGGGUUUUUGCCAGUUACCCUGGUGGUCACAGACAUAGAUAAGGAAAACACACCCAACUCUUUAUUCAGCAUCACGAUGGUUUCACAGUAUCCAAAAGAGCCCCAAAUUGCUGUGCAGCAAGAUGAAGGAGGACUGGCCCGACUCAUCUUGAAAGGAUGUUUUAACUACGAUAAAGUAAAUCAUUAUAAAAUCAUCUUACAAGCAAAAGAUCAUGGAACGAAGCCAAGCGCUCUGUCCUCUACUGCUGUUGUUAACCUGAACAUUAUUGAUGCAAACACUCACCAACCAACAUUCAAGAAGAAACAGUACUACGGUGAAGCAGAAGAAAUGGGCAUCAUUGAUAACUUUUUGAGAGUUGCUGUGGACGAUAAAGAUACUCCUAACACUGAUGCAUGGCGUGCCAAGUACUCCAUAAUUGCAGGGAAUGAAGAAGGAACCUACAAAAUUGAAACUGAUCCAGAAACAAAUGAGGGUGUCCUGAGUAUUGUCAAGAAAAAAAAUUAUGAACGGACAACUUCAAUAAACCUGCAGAUUGAAGUAAAGAACAUUGAAGACAUAUUUGUUUGUGCUGGCACAAAUCCACCUACAGAUAGAGCAAAUAUCACUCUAAAAAAGAUUGAUACCAAUGAUCCACCAGAGUUUGAAAAAGCUAUAGACGACACAUACUUGAAGGAGGAAGCGGAGCCAGGAAUGGUGCUGUUCAAGCCAAAGGUUCAGGACGUUGACUCUAAUGUUACCAGGUAUGUGCUCCUAGAUGAUCCAGCUGACUGGGUGGCGAUUGAUAGUAAAACAGGAGUAAUCAAAUCAACUAAGAGGAUGGACAGAGAGUCACGAUUUGUUGAUAAGAACAUUUACAGAGUUGUCAUAGCUGCCAUAGAUGACGGUAAACCUCCAGCCACGAGCACAUGCACUGUCAAUAUCCACCUGGCGGACAUCAAUGACAAUACUCCUAAGCUGGUCAACAACAGCGCUGUCAUGUGUGGAAACAAGGUUAACAAGGUCAAGGUGCGUGCAAAGGACCUAGAUGCCGAUCCUUACAGUGGACCCUUCCACUUUUCUCUGGGGGAUGAAACACUAAAGCAACAGUGGAAAAUAGAACCUGACUAUGGUGAGGAAGUAUCUCUUGUUAGCCAGAAGACACUUCCUUAUCUUAACUAUUCCAUUCCCCUGGUGAUUAUGGACCAGCAGGGCAUAGCUGGACAUGACACUCUGCAAUUGACUGUGUGUCAAUGUGACGAAAAUGAUGUUUGUCGCGGUAGAGAGCCGCUUUCAACCCGACUUGGACCAGCUGGCAUUGGGUUGCUUAUAGCAGGAUUGCUUGCAUUUUUAUUGCUUUUAAUUGCAAUAUUCUGCAAGUUUGCACCAGAUAAGAUUGAGUUUUUGCCAAAAGAUGAGGGCAAUCAGACUCUAAUCCAGUACAAUCAAGAAGGAGGGAGCUCUCCAUGCACGACCGAGCCCAAUUUCUUCCAGUCACAAGUAGAUAAUAUGGCAGCGACAGAUGGCCAGAUGGAUAAUAUGCAGAUUGAUACAGGACCAUAUGACAUAAAUAGGUACAACAGCUCAGUGUCUACCAUGUUCCAGUCGGUAGGCAUGCAUCAACAAGACACUUUCAGGAGCCAUGGCAUGAGAAGCAUGAGGACGAACUCUACAUGGAAAUCAAACAGAACGAACACCUAUCGGCAGGCUGGCUCAUCAUUUUACCAACGUUCUUUAAGCCUUCGAUCGGCUGACCGCAUUGAAGACCAUAUCAACAGGAGAUGUAACGAGGUUGAUGGAAAUGUUGUUGACCACCCAGCAUACCAACCCCGCAGCUAUGCCUUUGAAGGAGAGGGCAGCAUAUGUCAGUCAUUGGAUAAACUGUCAUUCCACGACAUGGGAGAGGAUUUUCAGUAUCUGGAUGAUUUGGGGCCAAAGUUCAAGACCUUGGGACAGAUGUAUGAUGAGGCAAUUAAAAAAAAGAAAAUACAGCUUUAAAAGGCACUGUUGAAAUGUAAACUGUAUUCCAAGUUUCGCUCCCUAAAAUACAGACUGAGCAGAGAUGAUACACCACUACGUUUUAAUAUUUUUACUUAAAGAUUAUGGACUAUAACAUCUAAUUCAUCCUAAGCCAGGUAUAUUUUGUUGGCAUUAAGAUGGAUUUAAUGCACUGCACAGCUGGUGACGCACUAGUGGUUUGUGAAAUGUAAUAACUUGAAAGGGAUUAGGUGUGUUUUCUUGUUUUUUUAGUUUGCUUUGUCAGGGCAGUAUUAUUGGGAAAUUUAACAGAACUUCUUUUGUUGAAACUGAGAUGACUCCUGUUAGUCAUAUUUUUCUAGAGUACUGUUUUGUAAAGGAUUAUUGAUGACAACACAGGGCUCAUCAUAAUGGGUUAUUGUUCCUGCAAGCUGUAAAUGUCCUUGGCCUAUUGUUGAUGAUUGAAUUACAUACUGGUCUGGAAUUAACACUGGAUAUCCUACAACAUUAAAAUGUUAAUUCUC